This is a messenger RNA of Macrosiphum euphorbiae (potato aphid), 1191 nucleotides long. The record is from the annotation of a GenBank genome assembly. Lineage: Eukaryota; Metazoa; Arthropoda; Insecta; Hemiptera; Aphididae.
AUGAGCGGUGCUAAAUCAGGGGUACAAAAAAGGAUUUCUGAUGUAGUUCCUAGUUCCUUAUAUGUACAUUGUACGGCUCAUAACUUAAAUCUAGUAAUUGCUGAUGUUGCCAAAAGUUCAUUAAAAAUUUCUACAUUUUUUGAUAUAGUUCAAAAUAUAUAUUUGUUUUUCAACCAAAGUGCACCUAGAUGGGCAUCAUUAGCAUUUGGUAAUGAUAUAGCAAAUCAAAUACAAAAAAAAGUUUUGAAAAAAGUGUGUAAUUCAAGAUGGGAAGCUAGACAUUCAUCUGUAUAUGCAUUAAAAGAAAAUUUUAUUAAUGUAUUGAAAUCUUUGACAAAUAUUUCACUAACCAGCAAAAAAAGUGAUGAAUUAAAUAGAGCAAAAUCUCUUUUUAAAAAAAUGCAAUCUUUUGGGUUUGUUUUGCUUAUAAUUAUUUGGGAAAAUGUUUUGAAACCAUUAUCUGUGGUAUCCAAGAUGUUACAGUGCUCACAAAUCAGUAUCCAUCAAGCCAGUGAGUUUUUGCAAAUUGGUAUUAAUUCAAUUAAAAUUAUGAGACAUAAUUAUGAAGAACUGGUAGAAUCAGCAAAAAAUAUGUGUUUAAAAUGGGGAAUACAAUUUCAAAAUGAAAAUAAACGAAAAAUAUAUUCUAAAAAACUAUUUGGUGAAGUUGAUGGUGACAGGAGAUUGCAGGAUAUUAUAGAGGAAAAAUUUUAUGUUUCAGUAUUUUUACCAUUAGUUGAUACUGCUUUAUUUCAACUCGAAUAUCGUUUUAAAGGACUUAAAAUAGUAUCAAAUACUUUUAAUUUUUUAUUGCCACCAAAUAUAAUAAAAUUAAAUGAAGCAGAAAUAGUAAAAUCAUGCUAUGAUUUUAUUCAGUUUUACAAAACUGACGUAACUUCCGAUUUAACUAGUCAAGUUCUAUCUUUAAAGGAGUUUAUAAAAAACACUGAUAUGAAAACAAUUAAAGAAUUAUGUUUAUAUUUAAUAGAAAACGACCUAUCAUCUUUGUAUAGUGAAGUUGUUACAUCUUGUAUUAUAUUUUUAAGUUUACCAAAACUAAUAUCUCAAGACCAAUUAACCAACAUAAGUAUCUUAAAUAUAGAAAGAGCUCGCACUGAAGAACUUGAUGUAGAAAAAUUAAUUUUAGACUUUGCCAAUCAAAAAAGCAGAAAAAAAAUUUUUUUUAAGUAA